Molecule: messenger RNA, 429 nt
Organism: Anopheles stephensi (Asian malaria mosquito)
Lineage: Eukaryota; Metazoa; Arthropoda; Insecta; Diptera; Culicidae
Exons: 2
Coding region: 66-398 (110 amino acids)
Source: RefSeq, a predicted model, not a curated record
AUAAAAAUGGCCAGCACCAAUCAGCGGACCAGUCAGUCCGUGUCUACCGCGCACCUUCACCAAACAUGGAAACGGUACAGCUCUUCAAGGCGAUGGGUCACCGCGUAGCGAAACUACCCCCAGCACAACAGCUCGAAAUCAUCGACACCGUACGGCAGAUGAUAGACGCAUCGCAGAAGCUGAACCGCAGCGCCGCACUCGCCCACGCCGACUUUCAACGUCCCGCACACUACAACCUAACGAAAAGCGUCUCCCAGUCGGCGGCGUCCCCACUCAACACUGCUUCACCGCCAAUGGCGACGGCAUCGCUCGUGUCCUCCCCAUCUUACGUACUAGUAGCACAAUACCAGAAGUCCUGGCGCACAGUGUGUCUCGAUUCGAGGACUUCUGAAGCAUAGACAAGAGCUAGUCAAUCCGAUAGGAGAACAA